AUGCUAUGGUCCACCGACGGGCCAAGCACCACAUGCAGAUACGGCUACCACUGUCUUCGUGCCGACUGCUGGUUCUUGCAUCCCGAGGGAAGGCGCAUCGACGCUGCGGCCCGAGCUGUGCCGGGCCAGUGGACGCAGCAUGCUGGUCCACGGCAGAAGAAUGCACAGGUCGUUAUCCUUCGACGCAGUCUCGGCAAUUUGUAUGCUCUGCUGCAGUUGCGGAGCUUUGCUAUGCCGGUCAUGCCUGGUCAUCUCGCAACUGUGGGUGGCAUGCGUGAUGCCGCGGAUCGGGAUAGCUCCAUCACAGCGGUGAGAGAGGUCUUUGAAGAAUGCGGACUUCUUGACGUGGGGCUUGUGCCACAAGCACCGCACAAUCUACGACAGCAUGCCCAGGGAUCAGGAGCCCGACAGCCCAAGCACUUCUCCAAGUUCGGGGAAGGCAAGGAGGUCGACUGGUGGGUUCUGCUGCUUGAUGGCCCCGGGAUGUUCGAAGAUUCGAUGGAUGGAGAGGCGGAGUGCGAAGACAUUUCUCGAGCCCUUCCUCGCCUGCCCGGUGCGGAAGCUGCAGAGUGCUUUGGGCACGCAUGGGUCCCAACCUGGAGACUGCACGAGAUUGCCGGCUUGCCGCUGAUGGGCGGGCUGCUUCGGAGGGUCUCGGACGCGGUGGCAGCCGUUUCUCACAUCCUCCCUUAG
Molecule: messenger RNA, 693 nt
Organism: Symbiodinium sp. CCMP2592
Lineage: Eukaryota; Dinophyceae; Suessiales; Symbiodiniaceae
Source: the annotation of a GenBank genome assembly